CUGAAUAUAUAUAAUUAAAGCAUCAUGUGGGAAUAUUAUUUAUAAUUAUAAAGCAAAAAUAGUAUGUGUAGGUUGCUAGAUAGGAGGCAUCCUGUUUGAUAUGGUACAUCAAGGCAGACAGAUAACAAUUAACAAAAUUCAGUUUCCUUCAAACCAUCAUACCAUCAAACCAUUAUUGGUUUUAAUCUGCUUUUCUUCAAUUCUCAAACUUUUUUAAUUGAUUAUGAUGGUUAUUCUAAUACUUGUCUUCACUUUGCUGGUACAUAAUUUUUUUCUUUAUUUGAACUGAAGAAGUAAUGAGUGCUUUGGACAAAUAAUCGAUAUCGGCGACAUUUGGGAAGCAAAAUGUCCACCAGGUUGUUCAUGUGAAGUACAAAAAUUUGUUGAUUUACCUUUACAUCGAUGGAUAAAAACAAAUCAAGAUCAGAACUUAAGUAAUGAUGUUAAGUUUGAACUUGGAUUAAACAUUGAUCAUUCUAUGAUUCCCGAAUUUUUAAAAGUAGCAAUUUGCGUUAUUGCCGAAGAAUAUGAAGAACUUUUGGAUAAGCUUCCAUCAGAUAUUCAGGUGUUUACAAUUCUUCAAUCUGGCUUGGGUAACUUUGAGAUUCGUUUACAGUCUACAACAUUUCAACGUUUUACAGAUUUAAUAUCUUUAGAUAUACAGGGCAUAGAUUAUAAUGAAUCUCUAAAAAAAAAUUUGACCAUACAACAAAAGAAACUGGGAGGAAUUAUUUUAUCUGUUGAUUCAUUAUAUCCAUUAGGAUUAAAUCUUCUUUACUUAAAUUUAGAACGAGUAAAAUUAACAAGUUUAAGUGCAACAAAAAGAAACAAAGCUAAUCUUGUAAUUAAACCAAUGAAUACUGUUACUAACGACGAGAAUGAAAAUAAACAAUUAUUAAAUAAUAUCAGUCAAAGUAUAGGACAUAGAUUGAUAUUUUUAAGUCAACAAAACAAUGGAGAAAGUGAUGAUAAGGAAAUACUUCCAUAUGAUGUAUACAAACAAGAAAUGGAAGGUUAUAAAGAAACUGUUGGACUUUUUACUGGUUUAGGAGCUUUAACACAUUUAAGAAUUUAUGAUUGUGAUUUAAAAGACAUAUCAUGGCAUAUGUUUGAUGGUUUAAAUAGUCUUAUUCAUCUUUCAUUAGAAAAAAAUAAUUUAAAAUUCAUUCCAGAAUUUUGUUUUUAUGGUACUCCAAAUUUAAAAGUAUUAUCGCUUGCAAACAAUCAAUUGUUAACGCUUAAAAGUGUAGAUUUAGCUGGUUUAUUAAUGCUUGAAAAUCUUGAUUUAAGAAGAAAUAAUCUAACUUUUUUGUCAGAGUUAUCUUUUCCUCCUUUUCCAAUGUUGAAAAUUGCAGAUUUUCGAGAAAAUCCUUUGGAUUCUAUAUUUCCAAGUACUUUUGAAAUCAUGAAUACAACAUUAAAUCUCUACUUGGGAGGCGAAGAUUCGAAAUUAUAUCUACAAAAAAAUUCAUUUUUGGGAUUAUGUCAUCUUCAAAUAUUAUACUUGUAUAAUUUAAAAAUACUAGUUUUGGAACGUUUUAUAUUUCAAGGAAUGCCUGAGCUGUUACAAUUAAAAGUACAAGGAAAUAUUUCAAGUAUCGAAUUUGAUGCAUUUAUAGAUUUAAUCAAGUUAAUAGAUCUUAAUUUAAGUAACUGUCAUAUUCGUAAAAUAUCUAUGGAUGCAUUUUAUGGUUUACAAAAUGUUAAACGCAUAGAUCUAUCGAAUAAUGAAUUAGAAUUCAUUCCACCUGGUUUAUUUGGAAUAGAACAACAGAAACAACUUAGGGAAAUUAUUCUUUCACAAAAUAAAUUAACUUCACUACCUAUAGAUUUUUUUAAAAUGCUUCGGAUUCCAAGUAGACAGCAAUUUGAUUUUGCAAUUGUAAGAUUAGAUGGCAAUCCAUGGGAUUGCACUUGUCUAAUGUUUACGUGGAAUCCUCAUUUGGUAAAUAGAUUAAGAGAAACAGCACCAAGAUGUUCAACCCCUAAGAAGUUGAAAAAUUGGGGAGUUUUUCAUGCAUUACGUAAAGGUGGUUUGCAAUGCAGAACUUCAAAAAAAAAACAUUUAAAAAAGUCUUCAAUUGGAAAAUAUAAUUAUGAAGAUAAUAUUAUUAGUUAGCUAAUAUAUUGUUUUAAUU
Molecule: messenger RNA, 2138 nt
Organism: Apis mellifera (honey bee)
Lineage: Eukaryota; Metazoa; Arthropoda; Insecta; Hymenoptera; Apidae
Product: leucine-rich repeat-containing protein 15
Exons: 6
Coding region: 479-2119 (546 amino acids)
Cellular component (GO): plasma membrane
Molecular function (GO): protein binding
Source: RefSeq, a predicted model, not a curated record